Anisakis simplex (herring worm) is the source of this 444-nucleotide messenger RNA. NCBI's taxonomy places the organism in Eukaryota, Metazoa, Nematoda, Chromadorea, Rhabditida, Anisakidae. The record is from the annotation of a GenBank genome assembly.
CCUCCAAAAUCAGCACAUUUGAGCCAUGCACGAAAAGCUAGCGGUAAUGUGCAUGAUGAGCGCAAUGAAAUUUAUUCGAAUGGUUUAUUUCAACUGGAUAAUCCUUUACCUCCACCCCGACUCGAUGAAAUUGGUAUCGAAAAUAACAGUGAUGAGGAUCGUGGCUGGAGUGGCGAAACUAUUAAACCCAUUGAACCAUCAGAAUCGAAUGAUAUCAAACCACCGGAAUCGCCAUUAUCACAGUCAGCUGGUCCCUCGUGGCAAGCACCUUUACCGUUCAUAGCACCACCUCAUAAUCGAACUCAACACACUGCAAACGUUAUACGAACACCCCCAUUACCAUUUAAUCACAAUAGCAAUAAUAUUGCUGACCAUGAUAACAACUUUCAACUUAUUCCACCGAAGGUAAUACAUACUCAGUUGGUUACGAAGUUUUUCGCUUAG